CCUUACGGAAACGAUGAAAUUAUGAAACGCUUUCUAUUGGUGGUAGCAAAGUAAAGAAAGCGGCAGUAUAUCUCUCCGGCUCCAAUGCAAAUGUAAAUGUAACAAUCCGCAGAGCAGCAAGAUGAGCAGCAUCAACAACAACAGCGUCGACGACGACCACCACAUCAACAACAUCGCCGACAAUGCCCUCAGACGACAACACCCCCGAGAUCUCGACCACACCUCCGACUACCUCCCUUCCCCGCAGCCUCAGCCUCAGGCGCGCCGGCCCCGCGGCUUUGCGGCCACGGCGGCGGCGGCCACUACGGGGCCCAGCGCAGGGGCAAAGGGGAAGAAGGAGAGGGAGAAGGAGAAGGAGCGGACGAAGCUGAGGGAGCGCCACCGCCGAGCCAUCACCAGCCGGAUGCUCGCCGGGCUCAGGCAAUACGGUAAUUUCCCUCUUCCCGCGCGUGCGGAUAUGAACGAUGUACUUGCCGCCCUCGCGCGUGAGGCGGGCUGGGUCGUCGAGACUGACGGGACCACCUACAGACAGUCGCCCCCUCCUUCACAUUUGGCGGCAUUUCCUGUGAGGUCGGUUGAAAGCCCACUAUCUGCUAGUUCUUUGAGAAAUUGCUCUGUCAAAGCAACGAUGGACUGUCAGCCAUCAGUUCUCAGAAUUGAUGAGAGCUUGUCACCAGCGUCUCUUGAUUCUGUUGUAAUUGCAGAGAGGGACACUAAGAGUGAGAAAUAUACUAGUGUCAGCCCCAUCAAUUCAGUUGAAUGCCUGGAGGCUGAUCAGCUUAUGCAAGAUAUUCGUUCUGGGGAGCAUGAGAGUGAUUUUACUGGCACUCCAAAGAUCCCUGUUUAUGUAAAAAUUUCAACUGGUGUUAUAAACAAUUUCUGCCAGUUGAUUGAUCCUGAAGGUGUUAGACAAGAGGUUAAUCAUUUGAAGUCUCUAAACGUAGAUGGCGUUGUAGUAGAUUGUUGGUGGGGUAUUAUUGAAGGCUGGUCUCCACAGAAAUACAUGUGGUCUGGCUAUAGGGAACUUUUUGGCAUUGUUCGAGAAUUCAAGCUGAAGUUGCAGGUUGUAAUGGCAUUUCACGAGUAUGGAGGAAAUGACUCUGGGGACACAUUGAUUACCCUCCCACAAUGGGUUAUGGAAAUUGGAAAAGAAAAUGGAGAUAUAUUCUUCACAGAUCGUGAAGGAAGGAGAAAUACUGAAUGUCUAUCUUGGGGUAUUGAUAAAGAACGAGUUCUAAAAGGAAGAACUGGCAUUGAGGUCUAUUUUGAUUUCAUGAGAAGCUUCCGGACCGAGUUUGAUGACUUGUUUGCAGAGGGUCUCAUUUCUGCUGUAGAAAUUGGACUUGGAGCAUCUGGGGAACUGAAGUAUCCAUCCUUUUCGGAAAGGAUGGGCUGGAGGUAUCCUGGUAUCGGUGAGUUUCAGUGCUAUGAUAAAUAUUUACAACAAAGUCUGUGCAGAGCAGCUAAAUUGCGAGGGCACUCAUUUUGGGGUAAGGGUCCUGAUAAUGCCGGUGAAUACAAUUCUAGGCCAAAUGAAACUGGGUUCUUUUGUGAACGAGGUGAUUACGAUAGCUACUAUGGCCGCUUUUUCCUCCAUUGGUAUGCGCAGUCACUAAUAGAUCAUGCAGAUAAUGUUUUGUCUCUUGCAACCCUUGCAUUUGAGGAAACUAAAAUAAUUGUUAAGGUUCCUGCAGUUCAUUGGUGGUAUAAGACUACUAGUCAUGCAGCAGAGUUAACGGCGGGUUUCUAUAACCCUACGAAUCAAGAUGGAUACUCCCCAGUUUUUGAGGUUCUGAGAAAGCAUUCAGUGAUGUUGAAGUUUGUUUGCUUGAGAUUUCACGUUUCUGGUCAGGAAUAUGAUGAAGCAUUGGCUGACCCAGAAGGUUUGAGUUGGCAGGUUUUAAACUCUGCCUGGGAUCGAGGAUUGACUGUGGCUGGUGAGAAUGCACUUCCAUGUUAUGAUAGAGAAGGGUACAUGAGCAUGGUUGAGAUGGCCAAGCCCAGAAAUGAUCCUGAUCGCCGCCACUUUUCAUUCUUUGUGUAUCAACAGCUAAUCCCUUUGGGUCAGGGAACAAUUUGCUUCCCAGAGUUGGAUUACUUCAUCAAAUCCAUGCAUGGUGAGAUAGCAUGUGAUCUGGUACCCUGAUAAGGUGUGUAUCUUGUUCUUUUAUGAAGGAUAUUAAGAAAACAUGUGCUGGUUUCAACUGAAGGCCAUUUAAGCAAGUGACAUGAAAGCUAGGGAUUUUAUGGGGGCUAAAAGCACCUAUGCAGCUUAAUAAGCUAAUUACUUCAACGUCUUAGGUUAAGUUAUUUUGUUGACUUGUGGUUACUGUAUUCCAUAUUGUAAUUUAAUCGAUGUUAUGUCUGCUUGGUGAAGCUAGGGCAGAGGUAAAUAGGUGUUUCAAAAGUCUAAAUGUUCAGUAAUUGGGGAGAUUGUAUAUUGUGUUAAUUAGCAUGGGUAGUUUUAUGUAGACAUGAGGAGCCACAAUGAGGAAGGCAUAGGUUGAAUAAUUCCUAGUUGAUGAUGUAUUAGCUCUUGAAGAAGCAAACUAAUGAUUUAUGUGUAAGGUGUAAUUUCUAUGUUCUUUGGGCAUAAGGAAUGCAUCCACCAACUCUUCUUUAUUCAUGUGUACUUGAAAGAAAAAAAAGAAAA
Molecule: messenger RNA, 2653 nt
Organism: Corylus avellana
Lineage: Eukaryota; Viridiplantae; Streptophyta; Magnoliopsida; Fagales; Betulaceae
Gene: BMY2
Product: beta-amylase 2
Biological process (GO): polysaccharide catabolic process
Molecular function (GO): beta-amylase activity
Source: RefSeq, a predicted model, not a curated record